AAAAAAAAACGUCAUUUCCGGCUUUGAGUACCAAAGGCAAGAUGGAUGGAAGCAAUAUUGAUCAUUUGGAUGCUCGUCUUAAUGUUUUAGAAAAACAUGUUUAUGGUGAACGUGUACGAAGUAAUAGACCUUUCAAGUGUAAUGAAUCUCUGUCGAGAAUAAACACUGCACUUGCAAACACGGCAAACAAGAGGGAACGUGUCAAGAUUCUUCACAAAAAAAUUGAAGAUCUACUGAAGUACCUAGAUCCACAGUUCACAGAUUAUAUUGCUGUGCCAGAUGCCAUGAAACUGGAGUUUAUAUUAGCAGAGGAGGACUUCCUGCGUUCCCAGGCUGCCUUGCUGGAGCUAGUGAAUAACCUACAGCCUUUGCUGGAUAGCAGUCACAUUAAAGCUGUUCCAGAGCUUGCUACCAAAGUUCAACGCCUAUCUGAAAUUCACAUCAAACAGCAGGACCAAAAUGAAGAACUAUCUGCAGAAGUGAAAAGGUUGUUUGAAGAAUAUAACAAAAUGAUGUUUCUCCUGUCAAAACAGUUUACCCAGUGGGAUGAAACUCUACGGAAAUUGGAAGCACCUAAACAAGGCCAGCCAAUUGAAUAGUGUAAUAAUACUAAAUGUUCCAUAGUCCUAAUUUAAUUCUGUCUUUUCUCUCAUACAGUUGCUACUUAUUUUGCUUAUUUGCAACUUAGAUGUGUCUUGUACUUACUCUAGGUCAUUGUCUUGAGUAAUAAAGCAUAAAUAUUACUGAAUUAGUCAUUACUGUCUUGUACUUGCAUGCUUCUUGCUUUAUACUCAAAUAGUAAAUUACACUAAAGCACUGUAAUGUGAAAUGUUUCCUAGACUUUGAGUAGAUUGUGUAGAACCACUUAAAUGUCUUGUCCAGAUUGUCCUAAAUGUCUUGUUUCUGA
Electrophorus electricus (electric eel) is the source of this 907-nucleotide messenger RNA. RefSeq names its product dynactin 3 (p22) (gene dctn3). NCBI's taxonomy places the organism in Eukaryota, Metazoa, Chordata, Actinopteri, Gymnotiformes, Gymnotidae. Gene Ontology annotation, biological process: cytoskeleton-dependent cytokinesis. Gene Ontology annotation, cellular component: dynactin complex. The record is from RefSeq and is a predicted model, not a curated record.